AUGGCAACAACAACUGGCUCCAAACCGUUGCCAAAGUCGACUACUCGCCGUACGGAGUUGAUUUCCGCCGCGCGCCACCGGACGCUUCACCAACGGCCGCAACAUCGUCGAUUUCUUCGGUCCGUCCUUUCCUCACUUCAUAAUAAUAACUCCAUAUACUUUAGUCUUUUAUUUUAUUGUUUCCACCAUCAUCGACACUCUGUCGGGGUUGAAUUAUGGGUCGGGCUCCGCCGGGAUCCUCGACGAAACUGGGGCGCAACUGGGCCAGCGAAUUCCCUUGGACGUGCAGUUGGACAACCAUCUAAUCUCCGUUUCCCGACUCGCCCUUCUCCUCGGCGCCGGCGGCGCCUACACCCGCUUGGGCCAGUGCUUAUACACCCUCGGACUCGGCAACAACGAUUUCCUCAACAAUUACUUCCGCCCCGAGUUUUAUCCCUCCAGCCGCAUUUACACCGUCGAGCAGUUCGCCGUCGUUCUGGCCAACCGAUACAAGGAGCAGCUCCAGAGGUUAUACGUUGCCGGAGCGAGGAAAAUCGGCGUGUUUGCAUUGGGCCAGAUUGGAUGCGUUCCUUUCGCGAUCCGUCGGUACGGUACUAACGGGUCGGCUUCUGGCUGCGCGGAGGCUCUAAACGACGCCGCGGUGCUCUUCAACGUCCAGCUGAAAUCGGCGAUUGAUCAGCUACAAGCGACUCUACCGGGUGCUCAGUUCGUUUACAUAGGGUCCGGGUCAGACAUGUUAAUGACGGUCCGACGGAAAGAUCCGACAACCCUCUCCGGUCUCAAGGCGCUGGAGGGUUGGAUUCCCCUUGCUGCACCGUGGAGGCGGAAAGCGGACAGUGCGUUCCUGACCAACCAUCGUGUCCCGACAGGUCGAGGUAUGUUUUCUGGGACUGGUUCCAUCCGACGGAGGCUCUGAAUUCGUUGACGGCGGCCGCGGCGUUCGAGGCGGUGCGACCAAUAGUCGCUCACUCAUCAUCAGUUGGGGAAAGGAGUAUGAUCCGCUUGGCGGCUGCGGUUCAAGCUUCGUGAACUGAUGCGUAUGGUCAAGAACAUGAGUUAUAAAGAAUAAAAGCUUGUUCUCUAAUCCUAUGAGGGCAAUUUAUUUCUUUUUCUUCCUCAGUUCUUCUCCCGAUAUUUGUGAUCGUUGAAGAUAUCAGAAUGUAUGAAUGCAAUUAAACCAUUGGCAUGAGUCCAAUGGAUUGAUACCUUCAACAUACCAAGGGUUUCCAUUUUGGAGCCAAAUUAUCACUUAUUAAGGAUAUGAGUUGAUAUCUUGU
Molecule: messenger RNA, 1277 nt
Organism: Linum tenue
Lineage: Eukaryota; Viridiplantae; Streptophyta; Magnoliopsida; Malpighiales; Linaceae
Source: the annotation of a GenBank genome assembly